GAUAAUGGCCACUGAAUGCACUUGCCUUGUGCAUCGAUAUAUUGGAGAGACUAUGAGCCAUAAACUUCAUUAAUAGAUUUUAUGUAAUAGAGAUAAGAUAAAAUGUCCUCAGAAAGUAACGACGAUCGAUCAUCGUCAUCAGAUGAGGAACAAGCCGCACCAGGAAUGCCAAUAUUUACAACGGCAAACAGCAAGCCUCUGGAUGCCGAAACCGUUGUUGACAUACUAAAAAAUGUUGACAAAUACGAAGCUAUUACUUGUGACAGCAUACCAGCUGACCCUAAAACUGGUAAUGUGUUUCUUUUCAUGCCAAAAACUGAGGCUGAUCAAGGAAACUACCGCCAUGAUCAAUAUUUGUGGGCAAAUCAUGGACCAAAGUCCAUACCAUCGAAGAAUCCAAUUAUUCAAAAGCGCUACUAUGUGGCUAAACUACCUGAUGGCCGCCCAUCAAAAUUCCAUAAAAGUGUCUACACAUUGCUGAAUGACAACAGACUACUUAAACCUUGUAUCAUUCAGUAUAUGGGUAGUAUGGAUGGUAUAGUUGUUUCUGCUAAGAGGUCACGUCACCAAGCUGAAAAACAGAGUGCUGAUUCAACAUCUUCAACCCCAAGUAAACGGGGGAGAAUAUCUAAUGGCAGUGGAUCCGUUAACUUGACUCGGCCUAUUGUUCUGCCACCACAAACUUUACCCAUAAGUAGAGAGGAUUUCAGGCAGUUGCAUGAACUUGCUUAUAGUCUGAACGGGUUUGUAAACACAGUGCAAAUAUCACCAUCCUUUUUAUGUAUUGUCUCCAUAAAAGAUUUGUCUGUCCAUCUUGAGGCAUGCUUCAAAAAAAUACUGCCAAAGAUGAAUCUAUUAUGUUCUCGUAUUGCAGCACUUAUGAAAUUGGCAAUCUAGCUCUCUCCCCUCUCUUGUUCACUCAUGUAGCCUUUGAUGGGAAGCCAGCAAUUCCUACACACUUUGCAAUUCAUGAGAAAAAUGAUUCACGUCAUCACAAAGAACUUUUUCGCAUUGUGCAAGAGCAUGUGCCAAGCUUCAAGACAGUUGAAUGCCCUAUUGUCACCGAAUCAGAUGCUAUAAAGGAGGCCUGCAUGGCGGAGAUGGGCCUGAGGCUUAUUCCUAUUUCUUCAUGGAAGGGUGCGAUUCAGCAAACUAAGGAAUGGUUGUAUCAGAAUGGUGCUAAUCAACAAGAAGUAGCCACUGGCCUUGAUGAUAUGCGUAAGCUAAUGUCUUGUGAGUCAGUGGAAAAGUACGAAGAGGGACUCGAGCAAUGCAAAAAUCAUUGGGGAGAAUCACUUCAAGAAUUCUUUGCAGCUAAUAUUGAUCCAAUGGUAAGGUCCAAGCUUGGCAGGUGGGUAAUUCAACAAUGGGGCAUAUUCAAUCCGUACACAGGAGUUAGCGAUAGCAAAAAUGAUUGCUGGGAGCUUGUAAUGCAGCAUUUACAGGCACUGAGUAGCCUGUCAAUACACACCAUUCUGCUGGCAUGCUAUCUCGUUCAGCAAUUUGUGAAGAAAGAAAUCAAAGAUGGGCUGAAUGGUAUGGGGAGAUUUAUGGCCAAGGAAAACAGUGUUAUAUACAAAGCAAGCAUUUCGAACUGGCAACCCAUCCCAUUUUUAUGCUUACCAGAGAACAUUGUUCCUUAUAUAAAAAAUGAUCAACUUGUUAUUCAAGAGGGUGCUUUAAUAGAAAGAGCAGAAAUUGAUGCUAAGAAGACAUUAUUGAACAAAGGGAAACGCAUUUACGAAAAUGGUGGGGUACAUCACAACAUUGCUAUACAGUCAUUUGUUGUCAAGGAAUGGGAGCGACCUGAUGAGAGCUUUUUAGUCAAAUUACAUCCACGAGCUACGUGUUCAUGUGACUCCUCGAUGUUUUGUCAGCAUAUAAUUGCUGUGAAAAUGAGCAUUGGUAUUGACAUGGAAAGUGACAUGGAACGACUUGACACCAAGUUUGUCAGCCGUGCAUUGAAAAGCUGUGAAAAUGCUGCUGAAGGCAUCAAACCUAGACGAAGAAGGAGAAAGAAACAAGGUACCGAUAUGACUGGCUUUGAUGUGGAUGCAGCGCGAAAGAGAGAUAGCACUUCGUUUGAUGGACACCAGAUAAAAGGAACGAUAGGCUCAGAUGGAGAUGAGUCUGAGAACGAGAGUGACGUCACUGGGGCUGGGCAAGAUAACACCCAUGUAGACUUCUUCCAAGCAGGUGGCCAGAUCGGGUUCAGCAUGAAUUUCCAAUGAUAGGAAACCAUCUUUCGCCUGUUUAUGGACCAUAGUAUAUAAGCCUUUGUCAUUACUUUUUUAAUGUUGGCCACUUGUAGCAAAAAUGGAUGUUUAACCUGCUUAGGUGGAAGUUAAACGUCACUCUUCUAUCCACUCUAACUAGACGAGGCUCCUAAAAUGGCAAACGAACAGCAAACCUUAACAUAAUGACUUUUGUCUAGGUGGACAACAUAUACCGCAUAUCCUGCAUUUUAACUCUGAAUUUUGUGUUCUUAAAAACUGGGUUCAACGUAAAUAACGCUUAACCAAACGCCUAUUGUGUGACUGAACCCACAAGGAUAGGCUACAAGAAUUGAGUUUGUGGAGCAUCGUUUAAAUCAGACCUAACAUUUGAGGGGCAUACCCCUGGUCCCAUGUUCAAGAGCGAUAAUCGUUACAUAGUCAUGGCAUCGAUUCGAGCUUCUGUAAAGCUGUUUUUAAGGGUUACUUGUCAUUUACUUUAUAUGUAAGUUUGUCAGUUGUGGGUCAGUGAUAUGGUUGUAUCUCAUAUUUAGCUAUGAGUUUAUUCUAAGUACUUACAUACCGUCUCAGGGUGAUAAAUUUAUCACCCAGUAACAAGACAUGGGAGUUUAUGGUAUGUGAAAGUUUUCUCAACAUGUUUUAUUCUACCUUUUAGUAGUGGAUUGGGCAAAUAAUCUAAAGAAAUAACUCGAAUAAACGCGUAGGUACGAUGAAUCGUUUUAGUUGUCAUGUUGAUGACUGGAUGAAUAAUAUAUUUGUGGACGAAUGCAUCAAUUAUAAUGAAACUAAGGGAAUUGCACUGAGGGAGGAUGGACGCUUUCUGGACUCUAAGCGCUACGCAAGAUUCUGAAAGAUUCUAUUAGAUUCUGAAAGAUUCUAUUAGAUUCUAAAAGAUUCUAUUAGAUUCUGAAAGAUUCUAUUAGAUUCUGAAAGAAAGAAUAAGGAAUACAGUGAAGUGCUGCAAAUUGACUAGCAGAUGUCUAGCUUCAAACUUUGAUUUUCGGUCACUCAUCAUCAACACGUUUAUUCUGUUAAGCAUUAAUAUUUAAAGCAGUUAUUCGCGCUUCAUUUGAUUAGAAAGUGUCGUAGCAAGGGUCUUAGAGCUAGCUGCAUUGAUCAUAAGUAGUGGUUUUACGAUUGGUCAAUUGAAAUACAAGAUGCACUGGCAGGAAUUCAGAAGCAAGCUCAUUUGUCUGGAGCUGUAGCGAAGAUUUGAUUUAGCAGGGACUCUUCAUGAUGCUUUUUGCCUUCAGAUCGGAAAUAUUUGCGAUUAGAAUGCCGAAAACAAAGAAAUUUACCAUGCAUCUAGCCAUAGUAUAUAGAGCAUGCUGGUUAAAGUGUAUUUAAUAAGCAGCUUGCGAGUCGCACAAAUUGUUUGAAUUUAAUCCAUGCAAAAAUUAAUCAUUUCGGCAAAGUUGAGUGAGUUACACCUGUAGUCAAAAUUUUCUUAUUUUUGAUUCAUUUGCAUAUUCAACUCUCUAACUUGUCAUUUUGCUUAAAACUCUGCCAUUCUUUCGUAAACCUGAAGUUAAGAUACAGAAAGCAUCCAGACAAAAUUAUGUCUCCCUUUUGUGAUUUUUUAUUUUGGUACCAGAAAAUUCAAAUUCAAAGGCAGUCAAUCAUCUGCAAGUAGUAUUUGCUCGCGAAACAAGUCAUCCACAAUAUAGCAAAACUAGGGGUCUUUGGAAUAUUGCAUUUAUCACAUUUACCCUCAUUUUGUCAUUAUUUAAAAUGAAUCCUGAAAGGUUUUAAAGACAGUUCUUUUGAUUUCAGCAAACAGAAAAACUUAAUGAUUUAUGAUACAUCAAAAAGAAAAUGAAUGUUUUGAAAUCAUGCAUGAAUCAAUAAAAUGCUUCAAAAUUAAAUGAAAACAUCCAAAGGCUGUUCAAAAACGCAGUUUUGAGAUUUUCUAAAGGAAAACACAUACUUUGUACACGGAACAAAUACGAAUGAAGAGAAGAAAUAUUCUUUUAAAGAAAACGGUCUCAAAAUUAGAUGUAUCACAAAUAUGUAAGUGUGUAGAACCUGGAACGUGACGGCUCACACUAUACUACAAUCCCAGACAAAAAUAGUUGAGACUUCUCAAGAAAACUUUAUGUUUUCUCUUUCCUUUGAAAAAUAGUUUAUCCCCCUCCCCCAAUUCAAUGUUGAAUGCAUGAUUUUGUAGCUAAAAUGAUAGAACUACAAAUCCAACAUCACUUCGGGAGGAAAGGAGGGAUGCGAAUUUACGGGGGCAAGGUAGAAGGAAAAAUACAAAAAUUGCAUUUUGUCUCAAAAUUUUGCCUGGGAUUGUAGGUAGUUAGUUUGUUGUUAUAGCAACAACAGCAACAUUUCGUUGCAACACUAUGCUUAAUUAGUUUCAAAAUCUUCCGUGUAAGUGAUCAAUUCAAAACAGUUGAAAGAGGCCUCUGAGAAACUAUUCAAAAAGCCAAAAAUAAAAGUUAUGCUUCUGGAAAAGGGAAUGUUGCUUCUGCGAAAUGAGAUCAGCAACGAUUUUUUAUUGUUUUGGAGCAAAACGCACCGAUAAAUGUGUUCAUAUAACACACUUUUUAAUAUGAACCAGAAUAAUUUUGCUGGGGCUCGAUGUUAUUUUUUUUGCUUAAGAUAUUUUCUUAAUAUAAUGCUAAUCUAACAUUUUUCUACAUUUACCAGCAUUUACAUACUUGAAAAUGGCUUUGAAAAAGCAAAAAUUUAGUAAACUAAAGCUUUUCGUCUGACACUCUUCAGAGUUUAAAACGUCAGAACAUAUAUCGAAAACUUUACUUUAGUUUACUAAAUGUUUGCUUUUUUCAAAGCCAUUUACAAGUUUUCUACCACCAAAAGGCUAUUUACAUACUUCAAAAUCAUUCUAAGGCCACUAAAGCUAGAGGCUCAAGAGCUUAGCCCCUUAUGUCAAAAUCCAGAGAAUUUUCGGGGGCUCAGCCCUCCUCAACAAGCGAGUACAAGUUUGUUUCGACGAAUUUUUUGGUUGCAACCCAUUACUAUGCAAUAUGUUUUCCGUGAAUGAGCAAUUUUCAAUCCGUGGCGGUGAAUAUUCUAAAAGAUUACAGAUUCACAACAGAGAAUCUUUAAAAAAAGUGAAAGUAUAUUGGGUGUGGUCAUAGAUGUAAUCAUGGGAGUGGCUUGGCAGUUGGUCGUGGUCCUAGAUCCAUGAAUGGCAGUUCCAAUUUUCCCCUUUAUAUUUCGACAGUGUAGUAAAUCUCAUUUAAUGAUUCAUUCGUUAAUCUUGAUUCCCCUUUCCAAAAAGAUUUAAGCCUUGCAAGGUGAAUGGUACAAAAUAGUAUUCAUUGGUAUCAAAUAAAAUUAUUUCAAAAAUAGAUUGUUUCUAAAUAAGACCGUUGAUAUCUUUUCAACUAUAGGCGUUAUGUUUCUUAUAAAUAAUUUCUUUUGACAAGGUUCAAUCCAAACCUUCAAAACUUCUACAAUUCUUCAAAAUUUCCUAAACUCUCCAUGAUAAAGGGAAACCUGCACAUUUAGGUCGAAUUUGAAACUUGUUUGGAUUAUGCACUAUUCCUUAUGAGUCUUUCUUCAACGAAAACAGAGUGUUUGACCUGGACCUGUCGCUACGCGUUCGUCCUAUUUCACAUGCAACAGUUCUAAUACAAAUUCUACCUGCCUGCAGCUGCUUGGAAAACGUCAUUGAAUUCAUUGUCCGUCGUGUUGACUGACUGAUAAAGCUUUCGCUUCGUUAAAUAUUUGUGUCAUUUAGGAACUGAGCAACUUAAAUUACUUUCGAUCGCUUUAUCAAUGUGCCUUAUAUCAGAAAAUCCUUAUGGCGAAGCAUCGCAUUAAAGGAUUUGUUUUAUCAAGUUUCCUCCCUGUCCAGGUCUUUCCAGCAUAAAUAUUGUUGUGGCUUACUUUUCAUGUGACAUUUGAUACCAGGCAGCUGUAUCCAAGAGCAAUCGGUGAAGUUGUCAAAGGAGGCUCUAUUGUACAGCCUUAUAAGACGGGCAUCACUUAUAGCUGUGUAGCUGCCAACACAACAUUGAUUAGUGAUAAAUUCUUCAGGUUUUGAUUCAGAACAGGUGCAAUACUUAUCAAAAUAUACUAAAGAACUAGCAAAGCAAAUCUCACAUAGUUCUUGUUCACCAUGUCGACGAGCAAGGAUCGGUGGACUGAGGCAAGAAACUGAAGAAGGCAAAUCAACAGGCAAGUUUUCAAGUAGCAGUGGCCUGGUUGCUGCAUCUGAUCGCUGCACCUGAUCGCUGCUUUUGGUGGCUGUAGCUGCAACGCUAUUGAGAGUCAGAAAUCAAGUUUUAUCUGAGAGUAAAGGCGCUUACACGCAAGAUGAGGAUAUUUCUAAAAGAAAAAUCACUCUAAAAAAUCAUAAACAGACACACGAGAAGAAGGGCUAAAUAACCCUUAUGCAAUGCGAUGCAUAAUAUGGACAGCUUUUUGAUCAUUUGUGCCAUUCUGUUCUUGAUGGGAACAGCGUUAAAUUCAGUCAAGUUCUGCUAUUCAUUCAACCAGCGUACGAAACAUUUUAUGAACAGGUUAUUGCAAUUUACAACGGGCAGCAGUUUGCUAGUGACUUUGUUUGGAGCUCUUGGGAUUUUCGCUGCGCGGCUUUCAAAUGCUACCAUGGAAGUUGGCUCGGAAAUAUUCGUCACAGCCGUUUUAUUGUACAUCAUUGCUAAUCAAUCGUGUUUCAUCAUCUUGUCAGCGAUUGAAAGGUAUAUGUCUUUAAACCGCAAAGCUAAUAAAACAAGUACUUUCCGCUUUGGAAUUUGCAUUAUUAUCAUAAUCCCAACUGGAACAUCAGGUGCUAUUGGCGGCGCUGGUGCCCGCGAAGGCAAGGUGGUGGGUAUUAGAGUAAUACCAACUGUAGUCUUCGGCACAGUUGUGAUCACCUGGAUAUUGAUAGUACUGUUUUUUAGGAAGGCAAAGCGAUUAGCUAGGACUGUUGUACCAAUAAAAGAGGAGAGCCAAUCAAACGACAUGAUAAAUCACUCCUUUCAUUUAUCGGCUACGGAUAUGCCACUGUACAAAAACGGACUGGUAGCGAUAGAUCCCGCCAUUGAGCAAGCAGAAAACACGCAGGCUUUCCGUAAAACAUCUAAUGCCAACCACAGCGAACUAGAAGCUGUAAAGUUUCUGCGUAGCAGCCUCAAAAGAUCUGGGCACACUCUUGCCGAUUCUGCAAAGCGAAAUGUUUGCUUUUACAUCGGUAAAGAAGUUGAGAUAUGGCGACGAGAAAAAGUUUUGCGGCGGAUAGAGAAGGAAAAAGAAACUGCACUCAAGUGCAUUAUGAUGCUGCUUUGCUAUAUAGUCUGUUUUUUCCCUCUGUCUUUUUUGUGUUGUUUUCAAGAAGGUUUGUCAUACAGAAACGUACAGGUUAGACUUUGCUGUGCAUUGGCAGCCCUAUUUGUAAUAUUUGACCCAACAAUUUAUAUUCUGAGAGUGAAUUCUGGUGCAUUAGCCGAAUUCUUUCGGCGCAAGAUCGGUGGAGAAGUUCAGGAAGCGGUUUAACAGAUGUCUGUAUUCAAUUGCAGGGGCGCCUGCACAAGAUUAAGGCAGGAGGGGCAGUGUUGGUGCUAAGGGCAAAAAGUAGAAUUUUUUCACUACCAUAAUUGAGUACUUAUGAGGGCAAGUGGUACAAAAUAACAUAUUUGCAUGCAUCUGUGCCACCCAUACAAUUGGGUUUUUUGGAAUCAAAGGCUCUACGCAUAGGUAUAGUGUUGAGAAAAUUAUCCAUGCAAUUGGGUAUUAAAUGGUCUUAUCAUUAUUAAAAAUGUUUGGUUUUACAGGAGUCAUGGCAAUUAUAAAUGGGCUGGUUCUCAAACUUUGAUUGUCCGCUUAGUCUCACUACUCUAUGAUUGCAGAAUCAUUGGAGAAUGAAAAAGAAAAAAACAAUAAACACAACAUAUUUAAGGGCACUGCUUGCCCCCUUUGCCCCUCCAGGGUAGGCGCCCCUGUUCAAUUGGAAGCAAAACUAGCGCAUGCUAGCUGAAAUAAUUAUAAGUGGAUAAGAGCAACUCGUAAAAGCAUAGUUAUUGUAUCGUUACAAUCCUUGAAUGUAGAAAUAAAAGCUUUAGGCCGAAAAAACUCCUUGGGGUCAGGUUUCGCUUAUUGUAUAUCGAACUCUAUAUCAAAGUUUCCUGCAUACCGUUAUUCAAUAUCGAUGUGGUAGCAAAUGAAUUUUAUUGUGAUUAUUCAUUCUUUAACUGAUUGUUCAUGUUUAACUUACUAGUAAAAUCUUGUGUACCAGCUUUAACUCACCAAGAAAAGGUGCAUAGCAGCAAUAAAAGUGCAAAUAUUAGUGUUUGUUAUCUUUUAUCAGCAGGGUUUCAAAAGCAGGGCUUCAGCAGCAGGGUUUGAAAUUCUACUUUUGGAGCUAGGUAAUGGGUUUUCAACUUUAGUAGAUAAUUCUAUCAGCAGUGGCGGAAAUUCAGGAUUUCAUUUGGGGGGGGGGAGGGGGGCCAGGCCUACAAUUUUCCGACAAGAUCUUGGAUCAUGUCUCAUUCUAAAGAAACUGCACAUUUGAUAAAAAUAAGUGAUUUUUGACGGGACCCUUGAGAAAUUUUUCCUGACCACACCAUAAUUAAGUAGCAAAAAGAACAAUCCAUUAAUGAUUUUUUAUAUCAAGAUCGAUAUCUCAUCUGAGGCAAUUGAUGAUACAAGAGGUCGCCCGAGCCCCCCCCCCCAAACCCCCAUAAUUUCCGCCACUGUCUAUCAGGGCCGCUUUUAACAAACUGACUAUGGAGGGGGGGGGGGCGAUUGCCCCCUCAGCUCAAGUGACUUUCAAUUGUUUUAAACAAUAGUUAAUUGCCCUUCUUU
Messenger RNA from Rhopilema esculentum, 9011 nucleotides. RefSeq lists its product as uncharacterized. The record is from RefSeq and is a predicted model, not a curated record. Gene Ontology annotation, molecular function: zinc ion binding. NCBI's taxonomy places the organism in Eukaryota, Metazoa, Cnidaria, Scyphozoa, Rhizostomeae, Rhizostomatidae.